ACCCUCUCAUCGUCGUAAUGGAGUUUAUAUGGAUGUGCUACCCUUGUUUCGUCUUCUACUUCACGACCAUGUAACUUUCAUCUCUCUACCACUGCUGCUGAUGCUGUUGUUGUUGUAGUUGUUGUUGCUUUUGUUGUGUCCAACCAGCUCCAGCGCACUCUCCCUCUUCCUCCAUCGUCUGUCUGCCUGUCUGCCUGCUUUUUUUUACUGCCAAUGCUGCACUCGCUGCCUCGUCAUGCUCUGUCUGUGAUGCCUCCUCUACCAUGACCACGACCACGACGUCGAUGCUGCUUCAGGAUCAGGAGCAGGGAAGUGUGGAGGCCACGGUGCAGGUGAAGGAUAGCAUCGUCACCGGAGCAGUGUAGGCGGGGGUAAUGAGAAGCGAUCAAAGGCUGUGGGAAGUACGUAGGCUGAAGAAUCGUAUGGUGUUCGCAAUCUAAGAGACUCUCCUGAGGAUGCAAAGUAGUGACCAGACAAUCGUCGAUGAUUGAUUCUGGUGUCAGGGGAGGGGAAGAGUGGCAGCAGGAAUGGAUGGAUACGCAAGCAAGGUGAUUCGGAGAACGUACAGGGAGGUGCUGUGGCGUGACAUCAAGAAGAUUAGGUGAGAGGUUCUUGUCGCUGUGCUGUUUGCUGCUGUGCGCCACGCGCUGGGGCUGUGGACUGAGCUUGGUUUUGAAAUGCGUCCCCUAGAGCUUGCCGGGCAUCGGCUUUUUACGCGCAGGUGGUGCCAGGAGAGAGGAGAGACGUCGUACAGAGGCUUCAGUGCUCACUGAGCGAGCAUCUUUCUUAUUGUACUGGCGAGUCAAGGCUACUCAGGCAACCACCAUCCGGAUAAAACUGCAAAAGCGCAACAUGGAGGGGCAUGGAGGCUAUGGAGCAAGGGACAAGCUCCUUCAAUUGGACAGAGUGAACGAUUGUGGUGCAGGAAGAUGGAGUAAAGUAUAGUUGCGCAGACCAUGAUCACCUGCAGUUUGCGAGGGUGGUCUUCGAUUGAAUCUUGCUUGGUGAAUGUGAAGCACGCCUUUAGAAUUUGACGCCACUGCAACAACUUGGUGGAAGCCACUUCGGAGGCCAAGAUGAAGCCACCUGCGCCCGUGGAUUGAACGGCCUCAACUAUCACAAGUGAAGGUUUAAGUUGCGUCGCCAGAAAAUUGUACGAAACGACAUUAGGAAAAUAAUAAAAAGAAAAAGAAACAAACCAGCAAGCCAGCAUCAAUUGGUUUCUGAAGCUCAAAUCCCGACCGGAUGGAAUGGUGGUCUCGAGACAGGUGCAGGAGCAAUGUGAAGCUGAGAGCGGGAAUUGAAAUGAUGGGUGACGGUGGAUUGAUUCCAGUUUCGUUAGUGCAGAGACAGUGUUCAAGUUCGUAACAGAAAAAGGGCAUGGCCGGGAGGCUCUGGAUUUGGGGUAAAGACUGCUGCAAAAUCAAAUCACACAUGAGGGAGAGAUGGAACAUGCUUGGUCAAUUAUUAUGGCAGUAUUAGCUGCAUCACUGCCAACCCUAUUCCUUGUGCUUUUCAUCUACUCAUAUGCUAGAAAAUUAUGGAGGAAGUAUUUUGUAACAGAGCCAGAACCGUUGCCUAUAGACAGGCGUGAUGCGGCACUCAAACGUAGCGCCCUCAUGGCCAGUUUCUGGCGGAGCAGCUUACCUUUGAGGGCCUUUCAAUGGAGCGAACACCCUUCGCAUGUGAUUACGGCUCUGGAGCAUGGAUGGGCCGCAUUUUCAUUUUCCUAUGCUACUUCUGCAAUGGGAGCCUUCGCAACUCCUGUGCACCAAAUGUGGGAGAUGUGUUGUUCUUGCUCGGCUAUGAAAUUCUGCGCACCAGAGAUCAGUUGGAUGUCAAACGGCACGGGGGAAUGCUUGCAACAAAUUCGUUUGAAUCCAGGAUUGCGAUCCAGCAAGGAUGGCUGUGUGCUGCCCGUGCAAGCACUACAAACAGCCCUACCUCUGCCUGGCCCUAUUCUCGGUCCCUGCCCUUACCCUCAAGAUGCUUAUUUUGAGCUUUGUAUUUUAGCUUCUGGAAACGAGUUGAGCUCAGAACACAGCUCUUUGGCUGGAAGUGAGCGGGUGAAGCUCAUUGCCCAAGCUUUGACAUCAGAUCGGUAUCAAAGAGGCCAGAGUUUGACAGAAUUUAAUGAUAUCGAGUUUUGUCGGAAGUUAGAUACUCAGCUGAAGGGCAAUGCAGAUUUGGACAACGAAAAAAACUUGAGCUCCAAACAUUUGACUGCACCUAAGAACGAGCAGGAAGGAGAUCUCGAACACUCAAGCGAAGUGGACCAAAUUGACUGGGAUGAACUCCUCUCAGUUGGCCUUGCAGGUGCAGAAGCUCCACCCUUUCGUCUUCUAGGCUUCGAUCCAGGCUCUGUCGGAUUUUUAUCGGCAGACGGCCAAUGCUAUGUCAAUGGUAUGCCACAUCUACAAGGCAAGGAUCUCGUGCCAACUAAAGGUCGACCGUGGGGAACAGUGAAGACAACAGUAGGAUGUGGAUUUGACCCUCGAGUGAAGAGAGUCUACUUCACCAUAAACGGUGAGCUGGUUCACGAAGCCCUGUUGAAGAGUGCUGAUUUCAGCAAUCCGCUCUACCCAACUAUAGCCAGCAACUAUGACGUGACAGUUUUGAUAAACCUAGGCCAGAAAUCAUUUGAGUAUGCCCCUGCAAACAUCACCAGAGUUGCAAACCCAUGCUGCCGUAUCCUACAGGCGAGACCCAGCAAGAAUGGUUCAUUCUUUGAUGAUGACCUGAGUUCUGACCUCUUCUCGAUGGGCAGGUUUGACUCCCAAUGGUUGUCAGACUUGGAGUAUACCAAUACUCAGGAACUCCAUCGCCAUGACCAUUCAGAAGCAGAAUCAGAUUUGUUUGAGAUUGUUUUAGAUGGGCAUAGUUUGAAAAGAUAGAACGCUUACCAGGUUUCCAGCGCCUCUUUCUAUACAAGUUGAAUAGUUGUGCAAAUACAAUCAUGAGUUACAUAAUAGUAACUUCUUAGUCACUAGCGUUGCCAAUUUAGGCAGCAUGUGAAUUUGUGAUUCGUCUCCAUACACGUUAUCUUCCGGAGCAAGCCUAAGUUUGCGCGUUGCAUGCAUCAGUGCUGUCUACUUUCACUCAGCUUCUUCCUCUUGCGGUACCUCUACUUGGUUUUAAGUCUUGAGCACCGUUGGAGGACCCUUAGGAGAAGGUUUCAAGUGAAGAAUUAUAAUCUCUGAUUCUGCUGCUCCGACGUCUGAACACUUUCCAACCCAUCCCCAGAUUUGGAAGAAAAGAAUACAAAUCGGAGUUGCAGUGACCAUAGAAUACGACCAUCCGUGUUGCUUCUGCAAAAUCGAAUCAGAGAGUAUCAAAGAGCGGGUCUGUAUUGCCGAACCCCUCAUUGAUGCUUCAGUCUUUUCUUAAGGUGACUCCCUGGCUUAUUGCUACCGUUUGUAAGUAGGGAUAAUACAAUAGGUACUUUCUGAAGGUACGUUUUAUUGUAUCACGACGCCCUAAAUGAAGUUUGUCUGUGAAGUUGAAACCUUGCAGCGUCUAAGUACGUUGUUCAAGUACCCAUCAGCAGAACCACGAUAAAUAUUUUUUCCUAGAGAUAUUCCGAGACACAUUACAUGUCUCGUGUCAUUUGAUUUUUAUGAUCCAAUCUUGGGUUCGCUGUCAGUUCUGGAAAGAUGGCCUGACCGGUCAACGCAAGUUCCAGUGUUUGUGAAGCAUCUCUUGUUUCCACUGUAUAUAAUUUUAAUUUAAGAAAAUGCAGUGUAAUUGCACAGGUCAACCUGUCGCAUUUCAGUCUGUCA
Physcomitrium patens is the source of this 3779-nucleotide messenger RNA. The record is from RefSeq and is a predicted model, not a curated record. Lineage: Eukaryota; Viridiplantae; Streptophyta; Bryopsida; Funariales; Funariaceae.